AUAGUAGAGAAAUAUCUUCUUUGCUUUCUGUUGAAAUCGAGACCACUAUUCCAGCUCAUCACAACAGAAGGAGAAGAGUUAGAACUUCAUCACCACGAUACCAUCAGUUAACUAAUUUCAAAACAGUUAACUAACGUGUGAAGUAAAUAUGGCACUACCAACAUCUGUAUCGUGUGCUGUGUCAGCCAUAUUGUGUCUUAUCACAUUUGCUGGAAUGCAACUGUUCAAAUCUCAACUGGGAUCAUCUAAAUUUAUGACAAUAUUAGGCGGUUUUGUUGGUUCACAAGUCUUCCUGUUCUCACUGACUGCGUUGAACAACUUUGAAACGCUUAAUUUUGGAAAGAAUUUUCAAGCUAAACUCUUUCCAGAAGUGCUCAUCUGUUUACUACUGGCUAUGACAGCAUCUGGUAUGGUACAUCGAGUCUGUGUCACAACAUGUUUUAUCUUCUCCUGUAUCGCAUUGUACUACAUAAACAAAUUAGCAGCCAGCAAACACUCAGUUCCAACGCCAACCGCUUCGACCCGUUCAGGGAAAGGCAAAAAGAACAACUAAACUUUGUAUCGAAAUUUUUAGGAUUGAAUAAAAUUCUUAUAAAUA
Hydractinia symbiolongicarpus is the source of this 598-nucleotide messenger RNA. Its product is annotated as keratinocyte-associated protein 2-like. The transcript is spliced from 5 exons. Bases 149 to 553 code for a protein of 134 amino acids. NCBI's taxonomy places the organism in Eukaryota, Metazoa, Cnidaria, Hydrozoa, Anthoathecata, Hydractiniidae. The record is from RefSeq and is a predicted model, not a curated record.